AUGACUGUGUCUUACACUCUUGAGGUCGCUAACGUGAGGUUUGGAGGAUUCUCCAAGCUUUUAUUCAGGUGGAAGGGCAGCAUCUACAAGCUGCUGUACAAGGAAUUUCUGCUGUUCUGUGCAAUCUACAUCUUUUUUAGUUUACUGUACAGGUUGUGUCUAACAUCCGAGCAGCAGAAUGUGUUUGAGCUUAUCUCCCUUUACUGCAACCAGUUCACUAACACCAACUUCAUCCCUGUUCUCUUUGUGCUCGGCUUUUAUGUGACACUGGCAUUCAAUCGAUGGUGGGGUCAAUACACCAGUUUCCCGCUUCCCGACAACCUAAUGAUGGUGGUCUCCGGAAACGUCCACGGAGCUGACGAAAAGGGUCGGCUGUUGCGACGCACGCUCAUGAGAUACGCCAACUUGUCGUCGGUGCUGAUCCUGCGCUCCAUCAGCACCAGAGUGCACAAGCGCUUCCCCACACUGGAGCAUGUUGUGGAGGCUGGCUUUAUGACAUCAUGCGAGCUAAAGAUUUUAGAGUCCCUGGACUCAGACUUCAACAAAUACUGGAUGCCCUUGACCUGGUUCGUCAACUUGGCAUCCAGAGCGAGGGAGGAGGCCCGCGUGAGGGACGACAUCGCUUUGAGACUCCUCAUGGAUGAGUUGAAUAACUACAGGGCCAAGUGUAGCCUCUUGUUUCACUACGACUGGAUCAGCCUCCCGCUGGUCUACACUCAGGUGGUUACGUUAGCGGUCUACUCCUUCUUUGCCUUGUGCGUCAUCGGCCGCCAGUUCCUAAACCCGGAAAAAGGCUACAAGGACCACAAGGUAGACCUGUAUGUGCCCUUCGUCACCUUGCUGCAGUUCUUCUUCUACGCUGGAUGGCUUAAGGUGGGGGAGUUGAUCAUCAACCCGUUUGGAGAGGAUGACGACGACUUUGAAACGAACCAGCUGAUUGACAGAAACAUACAGGUGUCCAUGCUGGCAGUAGAUGACAUGUACCAGAACCUGGCACCCCUGGAGAAGGACAAGCACUGGGCCCAAAGACAUUUCAACAUCCCAUAUACAGUGUCCACAGCAGCAGACCGCCUCAGACCAGCUUUCAAAGGCUCCACCUUUGACAUGAGAAUGAGCUUGGAGGAUCUUGAGCAGGCUGCUGAUGGUUUCCCUCUGAGGGAGGACCACAAAAACAUCCUCCUUCAGGGCUGUAGCCUUCCAUCACUGAUGGAUGCGACAACCUUCACAGCAGUCAACGAAGAGGAUGAGACCCAUUGCAGAGAAAAUGAAAUCACAGAAUCAUACUAG
Molecule: messenger RNA, 1287 nt
Organism: Corythoichthys intestinalis (scribbled pipefish)
Lineage: Eukaryota; Metazoa; Chordata; Actinopteri; Syngnathiformes; Syngnathidae
Gene: best4
Product: bestrophin 4
Exons: 8
Coding region: 1-1287 (428 amino acids)
Molecular function (GO): chloride channel activity
Source: RefSeq, a predicted model, not a curated record